Messenger RNA from Drosophila guanche, 741 nucleotides. RefSeq names its product proteasome subunit beta type-4-like. Gene Ontology annotation, cellular component: proteasome core complex. NCBI's taxonomy places the organism in Eukaryota, Metazoa, Arthropoda, Insecta, Diptera, Drosophilidae. The coding region runs from base 1 to 741 and encodes 246 amino acids. The record is from RefSeq and is a predicted model, not a curated record. The transcript has a single exon.
AUGAACAACCAAGAGUAUGAAAGGGCCAGCACGGAGCAAGUGGACGAGUUCCUGAAGUUCAUUGGGUUAAAUAAAGACCCGGGUCGAGUGGCCAUCAACAUGGGAGCCUCCGUAAUCGGAAUUCGAUUCGACACUGGGGUCGUGGUUGCUGCCGACACCUGUGUCCACUAUGGGUCGAUGCCCCGGUUUCAGAGUGUGGAUCGAGUUUUCAAAAUCAAUGAGCAGAUUGUAAUGGGCGGAAGCGGUGACUUUGCCGACAUCCAAAUGUUCAAGCGUACGAUUGAUGCACAGGUCAUAACGGAUCGCAUCUACCAGGACACCGCGGAAAUGAAACCCAAAUCUCUGGCCGGCUGGUUGAGGCAAAUCACAUACGCUCGCCGCAGUUCCAAUGAUCUUACACCUGUGUCUGUGGUUGUGGGUGGCAUGGAACCAAAUGCAGGUCCCUACCUAUCCUACAUUGAUUUUCGGGGCGUCCAGGUCGAGGACUACGUAGCUACCACUGACGCAGCCCAGCAUAUGAUUCUGCCCAUGGUGCGUGACAAGAAGCCAAAGGACCGAGAAUUUACGGAGGAGGAGGCCAUAGCAUUGAUACGGCAGGGCAUGGAGUCGUUGCACUAUCGCGACUCUCGUGCUAUUCCCUAUUACACGGUGGGCUUCUGCGCUGCCAGCGGCUGCCACAUCGAGGGGCCCUACAAGGUGAAUGAAGACUGGACUCUCGUUCGCCACAGUAGACCGCAAUAG